Messenger RNA from Calidris pugnax (ruff), 2970 nucleotides. RefSeq names its product carboxypeptidase X (M14 family), member 1 (gene CPXM1). Bases 1 to 2970 code for a protein of 989 amino acids. The record is from RefSeq and is a predicted model, not a curated record. The transcript is spliced from 16 exons. NCBI's taxonomy places the organism in Eukaryota, Metazoa, Chordata, Aves, Charadriiformes, Scolopacidae. Gene Ontology annotation, molecular function: zinc ion binding; metallocarboxypeptidase activity. Gene Ontology annotation, biological process: proteolysis.
AUGGAGGUGGUGGUGGCCGGGGCUCUCAGGGACACUGGCUCCACUGGCAUCCGGUCCUGGGCCCAGCUCAUCGGCGGCGUCGACGGCGGCUCCCACGGCGCCGGCGGCUCCCACGCCGGCUUCGGCCCCUCCUGGAGCGGCGUUGGCUCCUCCUGGAGCGGCGUUGACGCCGACUGUGGUAGCGGCUUUGGCCUCGGCCUCGGCGCCGGCUCCGACUCAUGCUGCGGCUCCUGCUGCGGCUCUUGCUGCUGCUCUUGCUGCGCUGGGGCUGAGCCGCUCCGGCUGUCUCCGGUGAGCACGGCCGGCUUCGGCCGGGAAGCGGCUCGGGGUCUCCGGGCCGGGGGCGCCGGCGCCGUGAGCGGCGGGGUUGCCUUCAGAGGCAGAGGCGGGGGCAGCACCGGGGGCGGCCGGCAGGGCAGGGGGAUGGUGGGCGCCGCCAACCCCGUGUGCCCGGCAUCCCGGCGCAUCGCUGCACGCGUGGAGGAAGGGAUCGUGGGUUUCCCGUGGGACCGGGGCCAGCGAGCAGCCCCCGCCCGGCAGGAUCCGUCCCCCCGACGCCGCAUCCUGCCGGCGCCCGGCAGCCCCCCCUGCCCUGCCCCGCAGAGCCGUGCCGGGGGGUGCACCCCCGGGGUGCCCAGCGGCUGCUCCCCUUCACCCCCGGGAGCAGGGUCAGACACGGGAUGUAUCGGGACAACGGGGACGCUGCUGGGUGCUGGGAACGGUGGGGACACGGUGCGAGGACAGUGGGGGACAUUGCAGGGUGGCGGGGACAGUGGGGACACGGUGCUGCGGGCCCCAGGGACACUGAAUGAGGCUGGGGACAGUGGGGACGCGGUGCAAGGGUGGUGGUGCGGGGUGCAAGGAGAGUGGGGAUACGGUUCUGGGGACAGUGGGGACACUGAUGCAAGGGUGCAUGAAGCCCUGAGGACCCCACCACCCAGGGGGUCCCUUUGCCCAUCUCCAGCCCCAGCGCCCAGGAAGAAGCUGGUGCGGGUUAAAGUCGUGAAGAAGAAAGUGGUGAAGAAGAAGCCGAAGGCUCCAGCCAAGGACACGGCUGCUCCACAGGAGCCUCAGUGUCCCCCGCUGGGGCUGGAGUCCCUGCGGGUGCUGGACUCCCAGCUCCGAUCCUCCAGCGACAAGCGCUACGGGCUGGGCGCCCACCGCGGGCGCCUCAACAUCCAGUCAGGGCUGUACGAUGGGGACUUCUACGACGGCGGCUGGUGCGCAGGGCAGGAGGACACGGAGCAGUGGCUGGAGGUGGAUGCCCGCCGGCUCACCAACUUCACCGGCGUCAUCACGCAGGGGCUCAACUCCAUCUGGACGUACGACUGGGUGACAUCCUACAAAGUCCAGGUCAGCAACGACACGCACACGUGGCAGCCGUGCCGCAACGGCUCUGAGGAAGCGAUCUUCCCCGCUAACAAGGACCCCGAGACACCGGUGCUCAACCUGCUGCCCUCGCCGGUGGUGGCACGCUACCUGCGCAUCAACCCCCAGACCUGGUUCCAGAAUGGCACCAUCUGCCUGCGGGCAGAGGUCCUGGGAUGCCCACUGCCAGACCCAAACAACAUCUACGCCUGGGACAGCCAGCCCCUGCCCACCGACAAGCUGGAUUUCCGCCAUCACAACUACAAGGAGAUGAGAAAGCUGAUGAAGCGGGUGAACGAUGAGUGCCCUGACAUCACCCGCGUCUACAGCAUCGGGAAGAGCUAUCUGGGCCUCAAGAUGUACGUCAUGGAGAUCUCCGACAACCCCGGGCAGCACGAAGUGGGUGAGCCGGAGUUCCGCUAUGUGGCGGGGAUGCACGGCAAUGAGGUGCUGGGCCGGGAGCUGCUGCUCAACCUGAUGGAGUACCUGUGCCGGGAGUUUCGGCUGGGCAACCCCCGCGUGGUGCAGCUGGUCACCGAGACCCGCAUCCACCUCCUGCCCUCCAUGAACCCUGAUGGCUACGAGACCGCCUACAAACUGGGCUCGGAGCUGUCAGGCUGGGCCAUGGGCCGCUGGACCUACGAGGGCAUCGACCUCAACCACAACUUUGCCGACCUCAACACGGCACUGUGGGAUGCUGAGGACAACGACCUGGUGCCCCACGAGUUCCCCAACCACUACAUCCCCAUCCCAGAGUACUACACCUUUGCCAAUGCCACGGUGGCCCCUGAGACACGGGCGGUGAUUGACUGGAUGCAGCGGUACCCCUUCGUGCUGAGCGCCAACCUGCACGGUGGGGAGCUGGUGGUCACCUACCCCUUUGACAUGACCCGCACCUACUGGAAGGCGCAGGAGCUGACCCCCACCGCCGAUGACGGGGUCUUCCGCUGGCUGGCCACCGUCUACGCCACCUCCAACCUGGCCAUGGCCAGCGAGGAGCGGCGCCUCUGCCACUACGAUGACUUCAUCCGCUUCGGCAACAUCAUCAACGGGGCAAACUGGCACACGGUGCCUGGCAGUAUGAACGACUUCAGCUACCUGCACACCAACUGCUUUGAGAUCACGGUGGAGCUCUCCUGCGACAAGUUCCCGCACGCCUCCGAGCUGCCGGUGGAGUGGGAGAACAACCGGGAGUCCCUGCUGCUCUACAUGGAGCAGGUGCACCGUGGGAUUAAGGGGGUGGUUCGUGACAGUGACACGGAGCAGGGCAUCGCCAACGCCAUCAUCUCUGUAGACGGCAUCAACCACGAUGUCCGGACGGCCUUCGACGGGGACUACUGGCGGCUGCUGAACCCGGGGGAGUACGAGGUGACAGCGCGGGCCGAGGGCUACGAGGCGGCCACGCAGCCCUGUCACGUCUCCUACGAGAACGUGCCCACCCCCUGCAGCUUCCGCCUGGCCCGGCUGCGGCGACCCCGGCUGCGGGGCCGGUUGCCCGGGGGGGCCCGCCUGCCCCCCGACCUGCGGCUGCGGCGGAGUGCUCACCAGCUCCGCAGGACCCUGGAGCCUGCUGCAGCACCGGGGGGCACCUGCUGGAGCUGA